Molecule: messenger RNA, 1374 nt
Organism: Macrosiphum euphorbiae (potato aphid)
Lineage: Eukaryota; Metazoa; Arthropoda; Insecta; Hemiptera; Aphididae
Source: the annotation of a GenBank genome assembly
AUGAAAUCGUUAUAUAACUGGGCAAACGAAUCGAAGUGCAGGCACGUCUUCGGAGUCUUCCUGGACAUCCCUGGGGCUUUUGACAACGUCAAAUGGUCCCCAAUCCUUGAGAGACUCCACGAAAUUGGUGCUUCAGUUAGAAGCAUAAGCAUUAUAAAAAGCUAUCUGGACAAUAGACACGCUAAAUUACAAAUAGAGCACACCGUCAAAGUUAAACAACUUACAAGAGGAUGUCCCCAAGGAUCACAGCUCGGACCGACCUUAUGGAAGGUAGCCAUGACGGACGUUGGGGCUCCCCCAGACCGAAACACGCAGCAUGUCAUCACGUAUGCGGAUGACAUAGCUAUAUUGACAGGUGCCGCAAGACCUCCAACGGCAUUUAAUCGGAUGAUGGAAUACUUAAAUGAGAUGAAAUCAUGGGCAUCGAAAUACUCCCUCGAAUUCUCGGCUGCAAAAACACAACUUAUGUCAAUAAAAGGCGGCCUGAAGCCAACAUACAAUAUCACUUUCGGCACGGACGACGGAGCAGCCGUUAUAGAGUCCUCCAGCACGGUCAAAUACCUGGGCAUCCUUUUAGACCCAAGGCAAGCAUACGUGGAGCACAUACUUGCCUUGGCACACAAGUCAAAAGACCUCUACCGCAGGCUUAGAGGUAUGGCAUCUGCAAACUGGGGCAUGAGUAGAAGAACAGCGAAAAUCAUAUAUGAGGGCGUCUUCUUGCCAAGAAUCACGUACGCAGCCGAAGUCUGGUGGGAGGGCGUCACGUAUGCUAAGUGCAGAAAAAAGCUAUGCUCGAUGCAAAGAGACCCGCUACGAGCGAUCACAAGCGCUUACAAUACGGCUUCGACGAAUUGUCUAACUGACGUAGCCGGUGAAUUACCGCUGGACUUGAGAAUUAUUGAGCAAGUGGAAAAAAGAAAGAUGAAGCUAGGCCUCAUCACGCCUGAAGCAUUUAAAGGGAAACUAGACGAGCUACUGGAACAGUGGCAGGUAAGGUAUGUGACGACGGACAAAGGUGAAUGGACCAAAAAGAUGAUUCCAUCAGUGGUCGAAAGGUACCACCUGCCAAUGGAAAUGGAUCACUACACCAGCCAAAUCCUCACAGGUCACGGGGACUUCCGUGGAAAACUGUACGGGUUCAAAUUAGUAAACUCACCCACAUGCGAAUGUGCCCUUGGGGGCUCGGAGACAGUCGCGCACGUCCUGUUAAAGUGCCGGCGCACGACCAGCCAGAGGGAAGAACUUAAACAAGCGCUGGAAAGGGAAGGCCAAGUAUGGCCACCUGAAGAUGGAGUGUUCCUCAAGACGAAAGCACUAUACGAGGCACUGAGGAAGUCUGCGAAAGACAGUCUAUACAACAGGUCAGACAGAUAA